CUUCUUCCGGGUUCGGUAACUUGAUACUUACUAUAUAACUGUGCGUCUUUAUUCGCUGUUCUUAGGAUGCUAGUAACAUGUGGAACAUCAACCUUCCUUACAUCCUAGUUACUGCUUUUGUAUUACUAAUUAGUUGCAAAAAUGCAAUACUCAAUGAGAUGAAGGAAUGGAAAGCAUGUCACUUCGCUAGUUCUUGUCUAUGCAAAAACGUUCCUGGUUCAGAAAAUCUUAUAGCGGAUUGUUCAGACAAACAUCUACUUCGUAUACCUAGAUUACCAAACAAUCUUCAAGACUUAUCUCUCCGAAACAAUAAUAUCAGUACAAUAGAAGAUGGGAUUUUCGAAGGCAAUUCUUUACUGACGACUUUGGAUUUGUCUUUUAAUGAAAUAGGUCAAAUAAAAAAAAAUUCCUUCAAAGGACUCCAAAAUUUACUCUCUUUAAAUCUCAGCAACAAUGAUUUGAAAUAUGAAAACAGGUCGUUUGAAUAUUCAGCAUUUUAUUUCUUGGAGAACUUGAAAAACUUGAAUUUGAAAAGAAAUGUCUAUACCUCAUUCGUGCCAGAUUUAUGGAAACUACGAUCACUAGAAUCGUUGUCAAUAGAUUAUGUUGCAGACAAAAUUGCAAUUCUCGAUGAGAAAUUUGGCUAUUUAAAAAACCUUACAAUUAUAGAUAUAUCUGGUUUUACCGGUAUUUGCAAAAUGACUAUACUAACAGAGAAGACAUUCUUGUUCUUACCUCAAAUAACUCAUUUAAACUUAUCCAAAUGCAAAAUAAAACAUAUUUUCAAAGGAACGUUUAAGUUAUUGAGAAAUAUAUUGGAACUUGACGUUUCUCUAAAUACAUGUUUAAGAUUCGAAACGCUUGAAAAUAUUACCACCGAUUUGCAACAUUCAGCAAUUAAAAUCUUGAAAGUAAACUACAUUCAUGGCAUUUUAGAAAAGAGUACAGUACUGAAAACUUCUCAUAUUUGGAAUUUACAAAAUACGUCAGUUGUUAGACUCGAAGCCGCCGGGAACCGUAUUCAGACAAUAGAAUUCGGAGCAAUUACACAUUUACCUGAAUCAUUUAAAAGUGUAGAUAUAAGGAACAACAUGUUUUCUGUAGGCGAAUAUCUGCUUGAUCUAACAAAUAUGCCAAUUGCGUCAUUAGAAAUGUCUGAUAAUGCUUCUCCUCUUGAUGUGAUUACAUCAUACGUAGAAGAAUGUCCUAUUAAAGAAGAAACUAUUACCAUCAAUUCUGAAAACAAUUGGUUAUUUACAAAACUCUCAAUUUUGGAACUGUUGAAAAAUAAAUCUGGUAAGUUUAUUUUUCCAAUGCCAAAUGAACUGAUAAAUGUUUCACUGAGGUCCAGCAACCUGAAAUUUGAAUUACCAAACUUAAGUUUCAGUAAAAAUAAGUUAGAAAAUUUAGAUUUGAGUGAUAAUGUCUUGCAUACAUGGACAGGACCAAUAACGAAUGUAGAAAAACUGACACAUUUAGACCUAUCGGUAAACUUUUGUUCUAAUGUUUCAAAGACAUUUUUCAGUUCAGAUUUUAUUAAUUUAAGAUGCUUACUGCUACAAAACAAUCUUUUAGGACUCGUUCUACCAACGGAUGUUGACGGUGAAAUAUUCCAGAACCUCCAUAACGUCGUGUACAUUAAUCUUUCUAAAAAUAAAAUAACGAAUAUACCGAAUCUGUUAUUUCUAAAGCAAAAAGAAUUAGAAAGAUUAGACCUCAGUGAAAACAUGAUUGAGGAUAUCAACUUUAAACUUUCUCACAUGAAAAAGCUCAUGUUUUUGAAUUUGCGGAAUAAUAGAAUAUCUACUCUGAGUAAAUAUGCCAUGAACGAGUUGGACUCGAUUGCCAAAAUGAAUACAAAACUCACUAUUGAUCUUGGUGAAAAUAAUCUUGUAUGUAAUUGUGAUUCUCUGUCUUUCGUCAAAUGGAUAGUUAACACUCCUACAAAUCUUCAUCAUCGGGAAAAAUACGAAUGUAAAACAUCACAAAAUACCAUCAGUCUUUUUCGAAACCCUAGAGAAGUUUUCAAAACCAUACAAAAGGAAUGUAUGUCAUAUGAAGGUUUAAUACUUGGAUUAACGACAGGAAUAUUGAUGUUUAUUUUUAUUCUAUGUAGUGGUAUUGUUUACAGAUACAGAUGGAAACUACGCUAUCUUUAUUACAUGGUCAAAGUCAAAUGGCAUGACACCGAACCUAAAUCCGACAACAAAGAUGAAAGACUAUACACGUAUGAUGCUUUCGUGUCAUAUGCAAAUGAGGAUGACACAUUUGUCCACCAUAAACUUCUCAAUAAUCUAGAGAAACAUGGUGGAAUUCAGUUGUGCUUGCAUAGGCGGAAUUUCCUACCCGGAAAUGACAUCGCCACUAAUAUCACAUCCGCAAUUCAUAACAGUCGGAAAACUAUUGUCAUAAUGUCUGCAAAUUAUUUAGCUUCGUACUGGUGUAUGUUCGAAUAUAAUAUGGCUAAAAUGGAGAGUAUCUAUGAACGCAAUUGUGAGAACAUCCUUUUCCUAGUAUUUUACGAGCAAAUGUCUGCUUGCGAUCUUCCACUUAAAGUACUGGAACUGGUUCAUUGUCAAUCAUAUAUUGAGUAUCCAAAUGAUGAGUACGGCGAUGUUGUCUUUUGGGAACAGCUUCAAAAGGCAAUCAAAUCCUAAAUGUCAAUAUGUCCUCCAUUUGACGCUACGUAUCGUUAAUUAUAUACAAGGAAUUCCGGCAUGCAUUUGGCUUAUUAAGUGUGUUACAUUAGAUGUUUUGUCAACAAUAUGUAAUAAGUUUAUAGGUUCUUCUGAAAUAGAUCAACUAUUAUUGCUUUAGCAAAUAUGAAUUACGGAUUUCCUUUUCUAGAAAGUUAACCAUUUGUGUUAUAAUUUCGCCAUACUAACCAAAUAUUUGUUUAUAAAACGUAAUAUACAGAGUGCUCUAAAGAACCGCGUAGAGUUAAAAUUAGAAUAAGAGACUAACCAAACUUUCGUUUUUUCUCCAUCAUAUAUGUUGGUUAUAUAUGAUGAUUUCAUUUGUUCAAAACAAUUAGGCAGAUAUUAAAAUAAGUUUGUAUGUCACGUGAACCACUUGCUGUGCUAUAUACUAGAUGAAUCUUAGUAUAAUAACAAGAUAUCUACAGUAUGACCUACUGACGCUUGAUUACAAAUUCUGAAUGUACUUUUAUUGGUAUUGUUUUAUUGAUUAUUUUUUAUAGCAAUGUAUGAAGUAUAAAUGUAUAUUAAUGCCCGGUAAAAAUAUGGACAUACCAUCCUAUGCCUAGAGUGUAGUGACAGUUGACAAGCAGUCUUCACGUUAGAUAAAUCUUAUAGAACUGGUCUUUGAAAAUUGGUGGAAAUUAGAAUGAAAUUUUUAAUUAUUAAAAAGAGCUAUGCGUUAAAUGAUGAUAUUAUAAAAGGAAAAGCGUAUUUUCAAGAAUUUGUAAUUCUAAUUUUAGCAUACUUUUGUUUUGAUUGUUUUGAAUCGUUUAUUAUCUUGAUUGUUUAAUUUCUUUCUUACUCCAAUGAUGUUUGAAAUAGGUACCAAUGCAGAGAUUUGUUGUGUUUUUAUUGUUUUUUUAUCGUCUUAUUUUGUCUAAAAUGUGACAUUGUAAAAAAAACAUUAGUAUUUUCUUACAAUUGAAGUAUAAAAUAUUCAAUAUUUUUAUGUUGAAAAUAUUAUGAAAACCAACACUUUUAUUUAAAUACAUGUACUUUUCUUAGACAGCAGAACUUUAUGAUUUAAAAUGUGAAGAUACAAAAUAUUGUAUUGCUGUACCGGUAUCGUUCAAUCGUUUUGUAUCAAAGAUAUCCCUAUUUUAGAUUUUCCGUUGGAGCGAUUUUUUACAACAACAAAAAAAAAACAACACAGUGUGGUAAAUUUUAAUUAGUUCUUUUACCUUUAACCAGCAAAAUUCGUUACACCUGACUAAAGUAAGUUAGCAGUUAAAAGUCGAUACGUUUUCUUUUUAAGAUAUGUUACCAUUUUCGAAAACAAUUAUCACCAGCUAUAACUGUAGAAGGUAUGAAUGACCAUGUAUAGAUGUGUUUUUAUUUUUGUUUUAUGAUCAUUUACCAAAAGCUGUUUUGUUAAACAUUUACCUUAUAACUAUUGCUUCAGUUUAAUUCAGGUAUAGAAUAAAACAAUACGUAAUACGAUACCAAUGCAAACGAUAUUUUUGAGUAACAAAGGAAUUAUUUGAAUGCGUAUUUAAUCCGACGAAUAAUGGAACAAUUGUUAACAUGUUAAUCGAUAAUGGAAUAAUAUAAAAUAGCAAUAGCAAUCGUUUUUGAAAAAAAGAUAAGAUAUUUUGUGAAAAGGAUAGAUUAAAUAUUAGUAGGAUAAUAGUUGUAGAAAGUGGAGAAGUCAGUUUAAAAUUUUUCUAUAUUGGGAUUUUUUGCCACUUAUGAUUGGGUGAUACAAUCGGAAAUAUCUUUCAUAAUAAAUAUUCAGUAAUGUUUGAAAUGUGUGCAAGUGGAUCAGGAAGACACCUAUUCUCCUAUUUAUUUCCGUUGUCUUUAAAUAAAGACCCUAAUGUAUAUAAUGCUUUUUUUAAUUGUUUUAUUUCUCAAACUGAAAGGGGAGAUGAAGUGCCACUGUUAUAAAGAACGCCAUGAAUUUAAAAGUAAAUAAGUUAUUUCUUCCAGUUGCAUAUGAUAAACAUUGAUAUAUCCAAAGCUGUCAACAUGACUCAAGACCCAUAUAAUAAAAGUAUUUACACUUUUGGUAUUCAGCUGAAUUUUGUCCCCGAAUGACCGUAGAUCUAUUUCCGAAUAACCUUCUGACGUCAAGAAACAAUCACUUUUUAAGUGUGACGUCAAAUGUUUUGAAUUGUGAUGUCAAAGUUUACGGGAACCUGUAUGAUUUUACGUAAUGGCGGACAAAUUUGCAUACAAGUGUAAAUACGUCUAUUUAGAAUUGUCCAUAUCUUUAUUUAGAAUAUUUAGAUGGUGUUUACUAAAUUUGUUAUAUACUUUGUCCAAUAGGUAGUAACCAAAUGCAAAAUUAUUAUUUAGAAAACAUUGAUGACUCUUAAAAAAAUGUGCAUGUAUUGUGUGUGUUUCCAGGACAUGUGAGAUUUUUUUUUAAUUAUCAGCAAUCACCUUGGUUUACUGUUGAAAUUUGACAGCAGGAAGGUUAUACUUUAUUGAACAUCCAUUUGCAGACUAGCACUUCAGAUAACAUGGAUAAUACAUAAGUUGUUUGGUAUAAACUAUUUCAAAUUGUUUGCAGUUUCUUAUUGAAGUACAGCAAAACUAGAUAACGUAAAAUUUUGAGGCAUGUAUUUCUGCUAGUUCUAAACUGUUCACAAAAAAAGCUGUCUUUGAAAAAUAUUUAAGUUUUCCAUAUUUCUUAAUGUUAAACAUGUUAAACAACUAAUUUUAACAAGUUCAUAUUAUAUAUAUAUAUAUAUAUCUGUAACAUUAUCUUAUUAUCAUGUAUGCUCAUGUUACAUAAAAUAUAACAUACAUGUGUAUAUUUGUUUGAUUUUCCUAACUACGGUCCGGUGUAUCUACUCUCAAGAAAGGCUUGAUGAAUUAUAGGUGAUUGGUGUCCAUUUUAAAAGAUUACUUUCCUAUUCAGAAAAUACUAAAUAAAAAAAACAAAAAAACAUUGAAAAUAAGUUAAUUUAAAUUUGUGUUCAGUUGCUUUCAAAUCACAAUUACCGUUACGGUGGGUAAGGUUGGCCUGCGAGAACAUCUCUGUGCUAGUGAUUUGGUCCUGACUGGUGCUGGUGAUCAUUGAAAGUACGUAAACAAAGACAAAAAUGAUGAUUAUUAACGUUUUCUCGCAUAAAAAUGGAAGGAAACAGGUGCGAUGUUUUAAUUUUGUUUCUUAUGGGUUCAUAUGCAAACAAUGUAAAAUGUGACACUCUAAACUGUUUCAGGUAGCGUAACACAAAUGUGCUCAUUUUUAGAAAAUCUAGAACUGAAAAAAUAAAACAAAAAUGCCCCUGGAGUCCACUUCCUAUACCCAAAUCCACACGACAUAAUUAUGUUGUGAAAAACCUGCGCAAUUUAUCAAAAUUGUGCAUUUUCUCAGUUUAUAUAUGUCCUGGUAGGUUCUGUCAUUGUGCUGGUGGGUCCUGAUACGUUGCUGGUAAUUUUUUGUAAAAAGUUGGUCAUAUUAAAAACAAACGUUACAGAAUCAAUAUAAUUGGGCAGAUAAUUGUAUUCAAUCGUAUUUUUGACUCCAAUUUUACUUUUGUUCAUCCAAUAGGAUAUGGACAAAAACUCCUAUAACUAAUGUAAAGAGAAAUGCCAAACUCUAUGCAUGUUUAAGAAGCCUUAUAACACCAUUUGAAUGGUCUUUUAAUUAUGUUGUUGCAAAUCACUUUGCUAGCCUAUUCACAAACUCUUAUUUUUAAUUUGCAUUUGAAAUUAUUAUCCACUAUUCCUUGAUUUACUUUUAAGAACCUGCCUAAUGAUUUAUUUUUGCCAAAAAAAUAUGUUGAAAUAUUCUGUCUCCAAGAUACCUUCAACACAAAAGAAGUGAAGAAACAGUCAAUAGCUUAUCAACGUUAAAAUAUAUAGUAUGGAAUUUUAUGCAUAUUUUUUUUUUAUACAGUUGGUCCAACAAAAAUUGAAAGAAAACAAUAAGAAAUUUUGAAUUCUUAAAAGAAAUAAUUCGUGAAAUAACGAUUUCUUUUCAGAUAAAGCUAUUUAAAGAUAUUUUUAAUUUUAAUCAAUUGUUAACAAUUUGUGUUUCUAAUUUCAGCAUAUUUUUGUUUAAACGUAUGUGAAUUGUUUUUGUAUUAGUUGUUUAGCUUUUUAUUUGUCCAUUGAUGUUUGAAAUAGUUACAAAUGUAAAGAAUUAUCUUUGAUUUAACUUCUUUUUUAUCGUGUAAGUUUGUAUUAUGUGUGACACUAUGAACGAAACUCUUAUGUUUUUUUUUUUUACUUUUGGGAUAAAACCCUGUCCAAUUUGUUCAUGUCCUAAACAUUAUGAAAACAUACCCUGUUUCUUUAAAUUACUUUUCUGUGAAAGCAAAACUAUAUGAUAUACCACGUCAUUAAACUGUAUUUUAAUAUAUCGCUGUUUUGGAUCAACCAAAUCACUUUCGCUAUCCUAAUUUUGAUUAGUUAUAACACCUUAACCAUUGCAUCGCAGUCAGCAUAAUUCCGUUUAUCGGACUGAAUGUGAUUACCAGUGAAAAGUAGAUAAAGUUUCAGGAGUAGCUUCAAAUAGCAAAGGUAGCAAGGUAUUUUAACAUGUAAAUGUAUUAUCAUUAUUGUCAUAUAUAUUUAUAAAAACAAUUAUUUGUUUGUAUGCAAUAAUAUUUGUUGAUUGAUUGAAUGAUUGUAUUUUGCUUUACGCCCCACGAGCACAAACAGGCUACAUCGCGGCGAUAAAGCAUUUUGAGAAAGAUGGAUGCAAUGUUGACGAUACUUGACAAAAAGAAUGAAUAAUUUCAAGAUAUAACGAACACAUUGCCAAGGUUUUUUAUGUUGAAAUAUUCCUUUAGGUUUGAAGUUUGUUUGGAUGAACUUCAAAACCAUUAAUUUCAGCAACUAGGUGAGGUGAGGGGGGUAAAAGGGCAUCAAAAACGCCAAAAGAAGGAAAAAUUACGAUUUUUGGCCUGUGUUUCUUAAAAUUUAAUAGCGUGCGCCUACGUGACCCGGAGAAAAUUAUGGCGAUCUAGACAGCAAAAACAGUGAUAAUGACAUUGUAUUAAAAAAAAUUCCUGGGUCACGUUGGCGCAGGCACUUAAAAACUAAAAAAUCGUUGUACGGAACACCUCCAAAGUGAAUAAUAAUUACAAUAUCUGAAUAAUAACGGAAAGUUUACCCCCCUCACCUCACCCAGUUGCUGAAAUUAGGGGUUUUGAAGUUCUUACGAGCAAACUUCAAACCUCAGGGAAUAUUUUAGCAUGAUAAGUAGCUUUCCAAAACAAAAUUUGAAAAAUAAGAAAAUAAGGGGGCCAAAACGGGGGCUUAUCGUACCUUGUCCUUUGAUAGAAUCUGCCAAUUAGUAGAACAUUUUAACUACUUAACGGUGAUACCAAACAUCUUGACUAAAUUUAAUUUGGUUCGUUUGAUUUUCAUAAAAUUUUGACAAAAUAUUUAUUUUGACCCUUUGCGAAAAUAUAAAAAUUUCCAAAAAAUUGAACCACACACUUUAUCGGAAAUAUUUCAGUGGAUAUAUAGCAGUUUGACAAACACUAAUUUUGAUCAUUGAGAAGAAUAUUUCCUAAACAAUAGAACGUGAUUAAAACGUUCAGCUGACUUUUACAGAGUAAUCUCCGUGUAGUGUUAUGUACCACCUUAAUGAAAAUAUUUUGCAACUAUUGUGAAAAUUAUAAUAACUAAUUGUAAAUAAUCUACACGUUUAAUUUAAAGGAGAAUAAUAAUAAUAGAUGAUUCAGUUGAAAAUCGUUGAAUAUUGUGAUUUUUUGCCACUUGUCAUUGUUGGUGAUGCAUUCGGAAAUAUCUUCGCAUAUUACAUUGUUAAUAUACAAAAUAUCUGUAAGUGAAAGUGAUAUUACCAGCUAUCACCCUGUUUCAAAGUUAACAUUUGACACCAGUAAGGUUAUUUAUUUUUGACUGAAUCUCUAUUUGUGAACAAAUACUUCGGAGAACGCAUAAUAAAGUAUCAGGAACUUCAAAUGGCUUGCAUUGUAUUGUGCUAAGAACCAAUGCAUGGUUACCUAAAUUAAUGGAAAAACAACAAAACUCAGAAUUUGAAAUUUUGUUUCUGCAAAUUUUAAAUUUUACAUUGUUCACCACAUUGCACAAGGAAAGUUAAUUUUGAAAAUAAAUGUGUUUUCCAAAAUUUCAAAAAAAAAAAAAAAAGGAAAGGUCGAUUUUCUCGAUUUUAUGUUCUUCAAACACCACAUUCUGUCGUAAUGGCAGUUCUGAGUGACGACGUUUAUAAAAAAAAAACAAAAAAAACCAUUUUUCGUAAAAUUUCACAGAAAAGGCAGAAAAAUUUUUGCAGAUAACUUAUUUAUUUGGUUGACUGUCAACAUGUGCUUUAUUCAACAUAAAUGAUUUCUUUUUGUUUCUUAAAAUCUUAAGCAUAGUUUUAAGGGAUAAAAUAUUUCAUUUUCGUCUAUGUAAUUGUAAAUAGGAUAUUUAUACAAAGAUCACAUGUACUUCUUAUUUCAUCAAUACAUAAAUACUUGUAAAGGAUAUCUCAUUAUCAUGUAUGCUCAUUUUAUAUAAAACAUAACUAAUAUU
Molecule: messenger RNA, 9161 nt
Organism: Mytilus californianus (California mussel)
Lineage: Eukaryota; Metazoa; Mollusca; Bivalvia; Mytilida; Mytilidae
Product: toll-like receptor 4
Exons: 3
Coding region: 78-2657 (859 amino acids)
Biological process (GO): inflammatory response; immune response; toll-like receptor signaling pathway
Cellular component (GO): membrane
Molecular function (GO): transmembrane signaling receptor activity; protein binding
Source: RefSeq, a predicted model, not a curated record